AUGUUCUCCAACAGAAAGAAGCAAGAAAGUGAGGCAAAUGAUGAUGAUGAAGUGGUACUUGAUGCAUCCAUGGAUGAUGAAUUCAAAAAGGAAACCGGACCUAGGCAAUUCUCAUAUGCUGAAUUGGCUCAUGCGACUAAUAACUUUGAUGAAGAAGGAAAGCUUGGAGAGGGAGGAUUUGGAGGGGUUUACAGAGGCUUCUUGAGGGAUCUCAAAAAGGAUGUUGCUGUGAAAAGGAUCUCUAAAGGGUCUAAACAAGGGAUAAAGGAGUAUGUGUCCGAGGUGAAGAUCACUAGUCGAUUGCGACAUAAGAACCUUGUGAGACUUGUUGGUUGGUGCCACCAACGGAAAGAGCUACUUCUUGUCUAUGAGUUCAUCAUGCCUAAUGGGAAUCUUGAUUCUCAUCUAUUUGGAAAUAGAUCAGCUGGGCCCAUGACAUGGGAGUUGAGGUACAAGAUAGCUCUUGACUUGGGCUAUGCAUUGCUCUAUUUGCAUGAAGAGUGGAAGCAAUGCAUCAUCCACAGGGAUGUUAAAUCCAGCAAUGUAAUUCUAGAUUCCAACUUCAAUGCUAAACUUGGGGAUUUUGGCUUGGCUAGGCUUGUGGAACAUGGGAAAGGGUCUGAAACAACUGUGUUAGCUGGUACCUUGGGAUACAUGGCACCUGAAUGUGCUAUCACUGGGAAGGCUAGCAAAGAAUCUGAUGUCUAUAGCUUUGGAGUGGUUGCUUUAGAAAUUGCUUGUAGGAGUAAGCCUAUGGAGAUGAACUAUAGUGAUCCUGAUUCUGAUCUAUGUAAGGUAAGAUUGGUAGAAGAAUGGGUUUGGGAGCUCUAUGGAAGAGGAAAACUUCUUGAGGCAGCUGACCCAAGUCAAGGUGUGGAUUUUAGAGAGCAACAGAUAGAGCGGUUAUUAGUUGUUGGGUUAUGGUGCGCUCACCCUGACUACAACCUCCGACCUUCAAUAAGUCAAGCCAUGCAAGUUCUCAACUUCGAUCCUGCAUUGCCUGUUCUCCCACCUAAGAUGCCUUUGCCUACGUAUUUCUCCUCUCCAUCGGAUAUGUCUACAUUUGCGAUUACGUCCUCAUCCAAUGGUACUACUACACAUACUCAACCUUACAGCCGCAUAUUACCCUGUCAACCUUGUGGCGUACAAGGAGUUGAUAAUAAAGUUGCAUUGACUUGCUUUCUUAGUCUUAAAUAA
Macadamia integrifolia is the source of this 1197-nucleotide messenger RNA. RefSeq names its product L-type lectin-domain containing receptor kinase IX.1-like. The transcript has a single exon. Gene Ontology annotation, molecular function: ATP binding; protein kinase activity. The record is from RefSeq and is a predicted model, not a curated record. Lineage: Eukaryota; Viridiplantae; Streptophyta; Magnoliopsida; Proteales; Proteaceae. Gene Ontology annotation, cellular component: plasma membrane. Gene Ontology annotation, biological process: protein phosphorylation. The coding region runs from base 1 to 1197 and encodes 398 amino acids.